UUUCCAUCACUAUCAUGAAGAAAAGCAGGAGUGUGAUGACUGUCACCACAGAGGGGAAUGCUAAAGAUUACUUAGAAUGUGGGCUCAGCAAGUCUUACAGUGCGUCUAGUAACACACUUGGCAUAGAUCUCUGGAGAGGAAGAAGAUGUUGCUCUGGUAAUUUACAGUUACCACCACUGUCCCAAAGACAGAGUGAAAAAGCAAGAACACCAGACAGAGAGAACAUUUCUAGACCCACAACUUUGCCUUUAUUGACCCUUCCCAGCAUUGCAAUUACUACUUACCAAGAUAGCUUUGAUGUGGAAAAUGGCCCAUCGCCAGGUCGCAGUCCACUGGACCCUCAGGCUGGCUCUUCUUCAGGACUUGUGCUCCAUACUACUUUUCCAGGGCACAGCCAGCGCAGGGAGUCAUUUCUGUAUAGAUCAGACAGUGACUAUGACCUGUCACCAAAGACCAUGUCAAGGAAUUCCUCUCUUCCAAGUGAACAACAUGGAGAUGACCUGAUAGUUACACCUUUUGCACAGGUCUUGGCAAGUUUGAGAAGUGUAAGAAAUAACUUUACAUUACUGACCAACCUGCAAGGAACAUCAAAUAAGAGAUCACCGGCAGCAAAUCAGCCACCAGUGCCCAGGGUUAACGUUCAAGAGGAAUCUUAUCAAAAAUUAGCAAUGGAAACUUUGGAGGAAUUGGACUGGUGUUUAGACCAACUUGAAACCAUUCAGACCUACCGAUCUGUUAGUGAGAUGGCAUCAAAUAAGUUCAAGAGAAUGCUGAAUCGGGAGCUGACACAUCUUUCAGAAAUGAGCCGAUCAGGGAAUCAGGUGUCUGAAUAUAUUUCGAACACUUUCCUAGACAAGCAGAACGAUGUGGAGAUUCCCUCUCCCACACAGAAGGACAGAGAGAAAAAGAAAAAGCAGCAGCUCAUGACACAGAUCAGUGGUGUGAAAAAGCUAAUGCAUAGCUCAAGCUUGAAUAAUACUAGUAUUUCAAGAUUUGGUGUGAAAACAGAAAAGGAAGAUCAUCUAGCCAAGGAGCUGGAGGAUUUGAAUAAAUGGGGUCUGAACAUAUUUAAUGUUGCAAGAUAUUCCCACAGUAGACCUCUCACCUGCAUUAUGUAUAACAUUUUUCAGGAGAGAGACCUGCUGAAGACAUUCAAGAUCUCAUCAGACACCUUUAUAGCUUACAUGAUGACUUUGGAGGAUCACUACCAUUCCGACGUAGCUUACCACAACAGUCUCCAUGCAGCUGAUGUAGCCCAAUCAACUCAUGUUCUUCUGUCCACACCAGCUUUGGAUGCUGUCUUCACUGAUUUGGAAAUUCUUGCAGCUAUUUUUGCAGCAGCAAUUCAUGAUGUGGAUCACCCCGGUGUCUCCAACCAGUUUCUUAUUAAUACAAAUUCUGAACUUGCUCUUAUGUACAAUGAUGAGUCUGUCUUGGAAAACCACCAUCUUGCUGUAGGUUUCAAGCUGCUACAAGAAGAGCAUUGUGACAUCUUCCAGAAUCUGACCAAGAAACAGCGUCAAACUCUCAGGAAAAUGGUGAUAGAUAUGGUUUUGGCAACAGAUAUGUCCAAACACAUGUCCCUCUUGGCAGACUUAAAGACUAUGGUGGAAACUAAAAAAGUGACAAGUUCUGGAGUCCUCCUCCUAGAUAACUACACAGACAGAAUACAGGUUCUCCGAAAUAUGGUCCAUUGUGCAGAUUUAAGUAAUCCCACAAAAUCCCUUGAACUCUAUCGGCAGUGGACAGACAGAAUUAUGGAAGAGUUUUUCCAACAGGGAGACAAAGAACGGGAGAGAGGGAUGGAAAUAAGCCCAAUGUGUGACAAACACACAGCUUCUGUAGAGAAGUCACAGGUUGGGUUUAUUGAUUAUAUUGUCCACCCACUUUGGGAGACAUGGGCAGACCUAGUGCAGCCUGAUGCCCAAGAUAUCCUGGAUACCCUAGAAGACAACAGGAAUUGGUACCAGAGUAUGAUACCUCAAAGCCCCUCCCCUCCCCCUGAAGAACGCAACAGAGACUGUCAGGGCCUGAUCGAGAAGUUCCAAUUUGAGCUUACCCUUGAAGAAGAGGAUUCCGAUGGCCCUGAGAAAGAGAGUGAUGGUAUCAGCUAUUUCAGCAGUACAAAGACACUCUGUGUGACUGACCAUGGGAAAAGGGAUUCCCAAAGGGGAGCUAAUAUAGAAAUUCUAACAGAAGAUACAUCACCUAUUGAUACUUAAUGUACUGUAUCUGUAUUGGUGAAUUUAAAUGCUUCAUGCACGUGCAGGUUGUCUCGCCGACAAAUCUGAAAUCUAGGUCUUCAGCCAGCAUCUACCAUUGGCUAAAGGACCUUUCCAGCUACUUGAGAUUGGAGUCAGGGUUAAAGAGUGUGUAGUGACUGCUCAGGAAAUUAACAGGCGAUUUAUAUUGCUGCUUAAGCAUUGUCAGCCAAAACACAAAAUCAUUGUGGUGGUCUGGAGCAAAUGUGAGUUGUUACUGAAUGAGACUGAUAAUGAAUGACACACAACUGAAAUAUUUUCUAUUCCUAAGAAAUUUUGAAAUCUAGACAGGUCUGAUAGCUAGAACUACUGAUUCAUAACUCUGCAUUUAAAACUUGUCCACCUGUUUGCAGACCCGUGUGCCUUUUUUAUAAACACUUCCACGUCUUUUUUGAAAAACCUACUAAAUCCGCAACAAAAUGUGUUUGAUAGCGAUGUAUUUUUUUUAUUAUUCCUGUUUUAAUGAAAGAAGUCUUCCUUUUUACAGGCAAUACUUGUUACUUUAUUGCAGUUUAAUCACUUUGACUCACUAAAUAGAGCAGGGUGCCCUCCUCCUUGCAUUACUGCACCAUUGGUCACUUUAUCUGCCUUGCAAAACCUGUGUAGCUCCUCUGUUUGCUUGCUACUGAAAACGGUAUUCUCCAUUCAACUGUUUUUGACUUUUUUUGUGCACAGGAUAAAGUAUAGCUUUGUGUUCUCAUAGCACAAUACAGCACAUGUAAAAACAACAACAACAACAGCAUACUGAGGUAGUGUGAUGUACAUCUUCCCCUCAUUGUAGUUUUGUUUUUUUAAACUCUGUGGAAAUUGUACACUUGGUCCUUUUGUGUUCUUUUUCCUGCAUAGUUCAUGUCCACUAGGUUUAGUCUCCUUUUUCUCUCCUGCACUUGCCUUGAGCUCUAAUACGUCCAGUACUGUUUAUAACAGUGUAUUUAUUACUUAAUGUAUAUAAUGUAAUGUUUUGUAAGUAUUAAUUUAUAUAAAUUAACAUUGCCUGUCAGUGGUGAUGUUACUUGUGUAGAAGACUCUGGAUAAGAGUUGCCUUUCUUGUAACUUUUUUUGUAUUGCAUAAAAUAGAUGAACCUGAACAUAGCUUAAAAGAGACAUGAAACCCAUAGAGGGCAUUCAAGUGGCAUUGGCUCACAGGGGUUUCAUUUUCACUAGGAUUUGGGAAAUCAUCAUUGUCGGUGACCGAGAGAGGUUUAGAAUGGUCUGUUCAGAUGAUGUGAAACUACUGAAUAAGAAAAAAAAAAACCCUAGUAAAUGCCACAAAAUGUUAAGUGUCAUUUUCCAAUUUACGAACAAGCCAAUGUGAAUUUCUAUGACAAAAUGUGAACUGAUGUUAUAAUUGUGCUGUGAAACUUCUUCCAACAAAGCUUGUUAGGCAUGUUUAUAGUGCCGAUUUCAGUUAGUAAAUCUAUAUUUCAAGCUUUCAAUCCAACUUGUAACUAACUAGUUGAUGAAAAUAGCACAGUUGUGCAUGAUCAGUGGGUUUGUAUGUCUGUUGAACACUGCAUUGUUUCAGGUGGUUAUUUUAUUGUUUCAAAGUUUCACACAAUGUAUGUUGUUAUAGUAUUAUAUAUUGUGUUCAGAUGCAUUCUUAAGAGAUUUUUAUAUGAAGUGAAUAAAUGAAAGCAUGACUUAGA
This is a messenger RNA of Elgaria multicarinata webbii, 3907 nucleotides long. It is a transcript of the gene PDE4B, whose product is annotated as phosphodiesterase 4B. Lineage: Eukaryota; Metazoa; Chordata; Lepidosauria; Squamata; Anguidae. The coding region runs from base 15 to 2222 and encodes 735 amino acids. Gene Ontology annotation, molecular function: 3',5'-cyclic-AMP phosphodiesterase activity; transmembrane transporter binding. The transcript has 16 exons. Gene Ontology annotation, biological process: signal transduction. Gene Ontology annotation, cellular component: nucleus; cytosol; perinuclear region of cytoplasm. The record is from RefSeq and is a predicted model, not a curated record.